AUGGCCAUCCUUGCAUUUUCAGUCCUGGCCGUCACAGUCAUGGACGCGAAGGACGGCGUGGAGGCCGACGACACGAAGGACGAAGGGCUGACCAAGGGCCCGGAGGGCAGCAGAGGCACCCAGUGUGCGGGGGACGGCGAGAAGACCAAGUGCGUGGAGGACGGCGGGGAGAACAAGACUGUGGUUGAGGAGGAGGAGGAGGAGGAGGAGGAGGAGGAGGAGGAGGAGGAGGAGGAGGAGGAGGAGGAGGAGGAGGAGGAGGAGGAGGAGGAGGAGGAGGAGUCGAACGCGGAGGUGGAGCGCGUCGCAGUGGAGAAGGAGGUCGUGCGGUGUGGCGAGGAGCGCUGUGGCCACCGCAGGGGCAGCAGUGGAGGAGAGGGCAUGGAGGGGCUGCCUCGUGGCGAUGAGGGCACGCUUGUGGAGGGCGCGCGGCGUUCCAGCGGCGGAGACCUAGUCGUCAAGCCUGGAGUCGUCCCCGGGCAAGGUGGUGUAAGUGCGGUGGACGACGAGCGGGGACGAAGGCGCAAAAUUUGCAAGGCACGAUGCGGUUCUGCGCCGAGGAAGAAGGCCAGCAAGCGCCAGGAGCUUGUGCUUCUCGUGGCGCCCAGGGUAGCAGUAAAGGCUGCGGCGAAGGACAACGUGGUGAUUACUGCGUGCCGCGGCAGGGAUGCCCCUUGUAGGGUAGCUGAAGCUGUGUGCGAGUAG
Molecule: messenger RNA, 705 nt
Organism: Phytophthora sojae
Lineage: Eukaryota; Oomycota; Peronosporomycetes; Peronosporales; Peronosporaceae
Exons: 5
Coding region: 1-705 (234 amino acids)
Source: RefSeq, a predicted model, not a curated record